Paralichthys olivaceus (Japanese flounder) is the source of this 3660-nucleotide messenger RNA. Lineage: Eukaryota; Metazoa; Chordata; Actinopteri; Pleuronectiformes; Paralichthyidae. The record is from RefSeq and is a predicted model, not a curated record.
CCCACAGAAUCUGACAGAACCACAGAGAAGAUGCUUCCACGGCUGGUUCUCGUCGCUCUGCUGAGCCUCACAUGGAAAACAGUGAGCGGACUGCCCUGCAGCCAGAUGUUUGCUUCCCAGCUGCCUCCGUCCACCGUGGACGGCGUUCGACCCUCAGACGUGGCUGUGGUUUCCUCCAUCGGACUUCACGUGCACAGCACCGAGCUGUCCACAGUGGUGGCAAGACUCACAGAGCUGAUGUUCAUGUUCAAUCCUGCACUGAUCAGCCCCCCCUCAGUGGAAACAAACCUUUACGCCCCUCAACAAAGGACACUGGUGGAUCAGGCAGAGGACGUGUCCCUCCAGCUCCGGAACAACAAGGUGACUGACGUGGACAGAGACUGGAAGCUGGUGCUUCUGUUCGUUCAGGUGGAUCGUCUCUGUGCCGUCAAGCAGCAGCAGGUUCAGUCUGUUCUCCAGACGCUGGUUGAAGAGGUGGAUGAAGCUCUGCAGCUGCUGCGCUCUCAGGUGAAGCAGACAAUCGUCAGCAUUGCAUUGUGGGAUGGAGAACAGCACAAGACGUGCAUGGGAACAAACAGCGAAGGAGAAGUCAGACUCCUGAGGACCAUGCUGACUCAGUCUCUGCAGGAGUCCCUGGACGAGCUCCUGGUAAAGAGACGCUGGUACAACGACAGAGACGACUUCACCGUCACUCUGCAGGACCAACCUCUCAUCACAGGUCUUUAUAAACAGAGCGGGAAACAUGUAUCUGAGUCAGAAGCUACACAACAGACUGAUAACCUGAUGAUGCAGAUGUGGACAAACCUGCUGCAGCCCACAGUCGGCCAACACAACACAGACGACAGUGGAAACAUCAUGACGCUGCCAUGUCCAGCUGAGGACCGACCCUUCCUGAGGACGGAGGGAAACUCUCCUUCAAAUAGCCCCAGUGAUGUGUCUCCUCUACUUGUCCCUUUCAUGGGAACAGAGAUGCCCUGCGACGACUUCAGCCCCUCGGCCUCCGUACCCACCUCAGUUCAUGAACUCAGGCCUGCAGACAUCAAAGUGGUGGCUGCUGUGGGAGACUCUCUGACAGUGAAACCAUGUUAUCUCUCCUUUGCCAGAAUUCUGUGCCCUUGCGUUGUUUUGCCAAAGUCCAACUCUAAAGCUCUUGAGAUGUUGGAUAACAUGAACAGAAUUUAUCAGCGUUCUCUCCAUGAGCUCGUGGAGUCCGGCCGCUACGACACUCGCUCAGACUUCACCGUGGUCAUCCAGCCUUUCUUCAGGGACAUCGUUGUGCCCAGACUGCCGGAUGGUCGUCCUGAUCGCUCCUUCUUCAGUGCCGACUGCUUCCACCUCAGCCAGAAGGCCCAAACACUGAUGGCUCGCUCCCUCUGGAACAACAUGCUGGAACCUCUGGGCAACAAAACGUCCCAACAGGAUUUCUCUGCAGAUAUUGACCUGAAUUGUCCAACCAAGACUUCACCGUAUAUUCGCACCUUUAACAACAGCCAUUACAAUUACACUGGUCCCUCCCCAGCACCUGGACCCAUUACAAACUGGGGAAGUGACUUCUCCUGUGUGGACCUUGUUCCAUCCGACACCAUCCCGACUUCAGUUCACAAGCUGAGACCGGCUGACAUCAUGGUGGUGGCAGCGCUGGGAGACUCUUUAACGGUCGGCACCGGAGCGAAAGCAAAGAGCUACUUUAACCUCAAAAACGAAUAUAAAGGAGUAUCAUGGAGCAUCGGGGGGGAUAUGGAUCUGGGGAAUGUCACAACACUUCCUAACAUCUUGAGGAAGUUCAACCCGUCCCUGAAGGGCUUCUCUACAGAUCAGGGUCUGGUCAAAAAGAAGGGCUUCAACAUGGCUGCACCUGGAGCUAAGACCUCAGACAUUCCAGCACAAGUGCAGGCUCUCAUCAAGGCCAUGAGAGAGGAUAAGAAGGUGAAUUUUGAAAACGACUGGAAACUUGUAACCAUAUUUGUCGGGGGAAACGAUCUUUGCCAUUAUUGCGUAGACCAAAAUAAUCUGUCACCUAAGAAUUACAGCCACAAUCUUAUGAUUGGUUUGGACAUGCUCCACAAAGAGGUACCGAGACUGUUGGUCAACGUUGUGGAAAUUCUGGAGAUACUUCCUUUGAGAACAGUUAAGAGGACUUCACUGCCCUGUUCUCUACUGCCCAGGAACAGUUGUCCCUGUCUCAUAAACCCAGCGGAAAACUCCCCAGAGCUUGAAGAGAUAAAACGAAUCAAUCAGGAGUACCAGAUUGAGAUCCAGCAUCUUAUUUCUGGAGAUCGCUAUGAGGGGAAGGAGGAUUUUGCCGUCGUCCUUCAACCAUUUCUACACAAUACCUUCAUCCCUCAUAUUGGAAAGGGAGAGGCCGACCCCAGUUUCUUCUCCGUCGACUGUUUCCACAUCAGUGAGCGAGCUCACGCUGAGAUGGCCAUCGCCCUUUGGAACAACAUGCUGGAGCCCGUCGGGAGGAAGCAGCCGUACAAUAACUUCACGUAUGAUCGCUCCAAGAUUCACUGUCCGUCUCAGGCCAGUCCCUUUGUCUUCACAAAGAAAAACAGUCUUCCACGUCCUCCAGUAACCCUCCCACCUAUCUCCAGUCCUACAUCAGCCACCCCUGUAGUGGAGUGUCCCUCCUCCCUGCCCGUGUGGGUGCCAGUGGUCGCGGGAGUCGUCAGUUUACUGGCUGGCAUCACCGUCGCCUGGCUGCUGUUCUCCUGCUGUCAAGGACCGAAAAACAAAGUGCGGAGAGGAGUGGAAAUGAAUGCAACCAACUUUUAAUACCAACAUUCUCAUUGUCAACAGUAGUUCAAGCCUUGAAGCUGCUUUAAGCAUCGUUUAUAAGAUAAUUUUUGAAGAGGACAGACUGUAAAAAGUAAAAACAGCCACAUUGAUCGAACAUUAGGGUUUUCAUUCUUGCCACUUGUUCAAUUCAGGCCAAUAUUUGGUCCAUCACCUCUUAUCAGAAUCAUCUGUGGGUUUAUGUUUUGCCAAAAGUUUGACUCUGCUGCUUGUUUGCUCUCUGUUUUUAUUCUGUCAGUUUCUCACCUUGUCUGAGAGGUGGCAGCAGCAGUUCAGUUUUAUUUUAGGGUGUGAACCACUGUGGCUCAGCACAUAGGAAAUAAUAUGUAGGAAAAACACAGUAAAGGAAUAAAACCUGCAAAGAGCUGUAGACAAGUAUGUAAAUUAUCUGUUGAACUGGCAGUACUGUUUCAAGUACUCAAAUAAUUCAAUGCUAGUUCAAAAAAUAUCUCUUAAUUAUACUUAAGUAUGUAAAUUAUGUGUCAUUUUUUUUGUACUGCAUAGAGAUUGUGAAAUUUUCCAAAUGCAACUGACUGAAAUCCAGGAACUUUGCACAUUUUAUUUUAUCAUUUCUAUUUAUUGACAAAAUUAAAACUCUACAAUAACCAAGUUAAUCGUCACGUGUCUUCUCGUCAAUGGAAGUGAUGGAGGUUUUGUGAAUUUGGGCCAUACAAAUAAAAUUUGAUUUGAUAAAGUACUCAAAUAUAAAGGGCCCAUUAAGAAACAAUCCGUACAAUUUAGAUGAUCACACUGGUGGAAACCUUACAAGGAUUGUUUUUAUAUUUGCAUGUGUUUUCCUAAUCUGCAGUGCGCUGAGCUCUCUUUCUGUAAUUUCAGUAAAAUAAAAAAAAAAUAAAAAAAUAA